UGUGGUAAAGUACUAUUGAUCCCAAUCUAUAAAUCUGAAGAUCGGACAUCUUUUGAUAAUUAUCGACCAAUAUCGCUUUUAAAUUCUGUCGCCAAAGUCAUUGAAAAGAUUGCCUAUGAGCAAAUUACAGAUUAUCUUGAAGAAAAUGAAUUAUUAUGCCCACAACAAUUUGGCUUUAGACGUGGAAAAUGUACCCAACAUGCCGUUACAUAUCUUAAUGAACACAUUCGACAAAACAUGGAUUUACUGGAGCGGUAUACUUGGAUCUAA
Messenger RNA from Paramuricea clavata, 270 nucleotides. Lineage: Eukaryota; Metazoa; Cnidaria; Anthozoa; Malacalcyonacea; Plexauridae. The record is from the annotation of a GenBank genome assembly.